Neoarius graeffei (lesser salmon catfish) is the source of this 3099-nucleotide messenger RNA. RefSeq lists its product as uncharacterized. The transcript is spliced from 4 exons. The record is from RefSeq and is a predicted model, not a curated record. Lineage: Eukaryota; Metazoa; Chordata; Actinopteri; Siluriformes; Ariidae. The annotation marks the transcript as partial.
UAUAUGUUACCUUUGGGCGAUAUUAUUCGUAAACAUUGUAUUAGUUUCCACUGUUAUGCUGAUGACACACAGUUGUAUGUCUCUGCAAAACCUGAUGAGAGACACCAGCUUAAUAAAAUUGAGGAAUGUGUUAAGGACAUUAGACACUGGAUGCUUAUAAAUUUCCUUCUGCUUAACUCUGACAAGACUGAAGUACUUGUGCUAGGACCACAUAAAGCUAGAAGUAAGUUUUCUGAUUACACAGUAACUCUGGAUGGCCUUUCUGUUUCUUCACGUGCAGCAGUAAAAGACCUCGGAGUGAUUAUUGACCCCAGUCUUUCAUUCGAAACUCACAUUGAUAACAUCACCCGGAUAGCUUUCUUUCAUCUCAGAAAUAUUGCAAAGAUAAGAAAUUUAAUGUCAUUGCAUGAUGCAGAAAAACUAGUCCAUGCUUUCGUUACCUCCAGGUUGGAUUAUUGUAAUGCCUUACUGUCUGGAUGUUCCAAUAAGUGCAUAAACAAGCUCCAGUUAGUUCAAAAUGCCGCAGCAAGAGUCCUUACUAGAACUAGAAAAUAUGACCACAUCACGCCUGUCUUAUCCACACUGCAUUGGCUCCCAAUCAAAUUUCGUAUUGAUUAUAAAAUACUACUAUUGACCUUUAAAGCACUAAAUGGUCUCGCACCACAGUACCUGAGUGAACUUCUGCUCCUCUAUGACCCGCCACGCCUACUUAGAUCAAAAGGUGCAGGCUAUCUGCUGGUACCUCGUAUAGUGAAGGCUACAUCAGGGGGCAGAGCCUUUUCUUACAAAGCCCCACUGUUAUGGAACAGCCUUCCAAGUAAUGUUCGGGAAUCAGACACAGUCUCAGCAUUUAAGUCUAGGCUGAAAACAUAUCUGUUUAGUCAAUAUAUGUUACCUUUGGGCGAUAUUAUUCGUAAACAUUGUAUUAGUUUCCACUGUUAUGCUGAUGACACACAGUUGUAUGUCUCUGCAAAACCUGAUGAGAGACACCAGCUUAAUAAAAUUGAGGAAUGUGUUAAGGACAUUAGACACUGGAUGCUUAUAAAUUUCCUUCUGCUUAACUCUGACAAGACUGAAGUACUUGUGCUAGGACCACAUAAAGCUAGAAGUAAGUUUUCUGAUUACACAGUAACUCUGGAUGGCCUUUCUGUUUCUUCACGUGCAGCAGUAAAAGACCUCGGAGUGAUUAUUGACCCCAGUCUUUCAUUCGAAACUCACAUUGAUAACAUCACCCGGAUAGCUUUCUUUCAUCUCAGAAAUAUUGCAAAGAUAAGAAAUUUAAUGUCAUUGCAUGAUGCAGAAAAACUAGUCCAUGCUUUCGUUACCUCCAGGUUGGAUUAUUGUAAUGCCUUACUGUCUGGAUGUUCCAAUAAGUGCAUAAACAAGCUCCAGUUAGUUCAAAAUGCCGCAGCAAGAGUCCUUACUAGAACUAGAAAAUAUGACCACAUCACGCCUGUCUUAUCCACACUGCAUUGGCUCCCAAUCAAAUUUCGUAUUGAUUAUAAAAUACUACUAUUGACCUUUAAAGCACUAAAUGGUCUCGCACCACAGUACCUGAGUGAACUUCUGCUCCUCUAUGACCCGCCACGCCUACUUAGAUCAAAAGGUGCAGGCUAUCUGCUGGUACCUCGUAUAGUGAAGGCUACAUCAGGGGGCAGAGCCUUUUCUUACAAAGCCCCACUGUUAUGGAACAGCCUUCCAAGUAAUGUUCGGGAAUCAGACACAGUCUCAGCAUUUAAGUCUAGGCUGAAAACAUAUCUGUUUAGUCAAUAUAUGUUACCUUUGGGCGAUAUUAUUCGUAAACAUUGUAUUAGUUUCCACUGUUAUGCUGAUGACACACAGUUGUAUGUCUCUGCAAAACCUGAUGAGAGACACCAGCUUAAUAAAAUUGAGGAAUGUGUUAAGGACAUUAGACACUGGAUGCUUAUAAAUUUCCUUCUGCUUAACUCUGACAAGACUGAAGUACUUGUGCUAGGACCACAUAAAGCUAGAAGUAAGUUUUCUGAUUACACAGUAACUCUGGAUGGCCUUUCUGUUUCUUCACGUGCAGCAGUAAAAGACCUCGGAGUGAUUAUUGACCCCAGUCUUUCAUUCGAAACUCACAUUGAUAACAUCACCCGGAUAGCUUUCUUUCAUCUCAGAAAUAUUGCAAAGAUAAGAAAUUUAAUGUCAUUGCAUGAUGCAGAAAAACUAGUCCAUGCUUUCGUUACCUCCAGGUUGGAUUAUUGUAAUGCCUUACUGUCUGGAUGUUCCAAUAAGUGCAUAAACAAGCUCCAGUUAGUUCAAAAUGCCGCAGCAAGAGUCCUUACUAGAACUAGAAAAUAUGACCACAUCACGCCUGUCUUAUCCACACUGCAUUGGCUCCCAAUCAAAUUUCGUAUUGAUUAUAAAAUACUACUAUUGACCUUUAAAGCACUAAAUGGUCUCGCACCACAGUACCUGAGUGAACUUCUGCUCCUCUAUGACCCGCCACGCCUACUUAGAUCAAAAGGUGCAGGCUAUCUGCUGGUACCUCGUAUAGUGAAGGCUACAUCAGGGGGCAGAGCCUUUUCUUACAAAGCCCCACUGUUAUGGAACAGCCUUCCAAGUAAUGUUCGGGAAUCAGACACAGUCUCAGCAUUUAAGUCUAGGCUGAAAACAUAUCUGUUUAGUCAAGCUCUGGGGAUUGAAUUGGACAGAUCCCAGCUGCAACGAGUGCACCGAGCCCCGACUACGUUCGAGGACGCCGAAGAUCUCCCACCAAGACCAAUAAUCAUUCGCUUUUUGAGUUACUUGGAGAGGGAGAGAGUGUUGAUGGCUGCAACACAGAAAUAUAAAAAUAAGGAGGGCGUAACCUGGAAAGGCUGUAAGUUGUCCUUUUCCCCUGACAUGACAAAGGAAACGGCGGCGAAGAGGAGAAAGUUUAAGGAUGUUAAAAGUCGGCUACACACAAUGGACGUGCGGUUUACGCUGGGCUUUCCAGCGGAGCUGCGCUUUACUUGGCGAGGGAAAAGAAUGAAGUUCACGGACGACAAAAAGGCGAUGGACUUUCUUGACAGCCAGAUGGAACAACAGAGUGCAGAGGAGAGGUCUCCUGUUCGUGAGUCAGCAGAUGAAUAA